Schistosoma guineensis is the source of this 1677-nucleotide messenger RNA. NCBI's taxonomy places the organism in Eukaryota, Metazoa, Platyhelminthes, Trematoda, Strigeidida, Schistosomatidae. The record is from the annotation of a GenBank genome assembly.
GCACCACCAUCAAAGGUUGUGCGCCACUGUGUAUUUUUGAAAUCCUAGCGGAUUGCAAUGGAAAUACCAUGGAUUGAGAAGUACAGACCGAGCUCGAUAGAAGAUCUUAUAAGUCAUGACGACAUAUCAAAAACUAUAAAGAGAUUUAUUGAUAAUGACAGGCUACCGCAUUUACUGUUUUAUGGUCCACCGGGAACGGGAAAAACUAGCACUAUCCUAGCUGCCGCAAAGCGUUUGUACUCUCGUCAGUUUGCAUCCAUGGUUUUAGAGCUUAAUGCUUCCGAUGAUCGGGGGAUUGAUGUUGUUCGUGAACAAGUACUGAGUUUCGCCAGCACGAAAACUCUCUUCGCUGGAAAAUUCAAGCUGGUUAUUCUAGACGAAGCUGAUUCCAUGACAAAAGACGCUCAAAAUGCACUUCGAAGAAUUAUCGAAAAAUUUACGGAAAACACCCGGUUUUGUCUAAUUUGUAACUACUUGUCGAAAAUUAUCCCUGCAAUCCAAUCACGGUGCACCAAGUUCCGUUUUGCACCACUGCCCUUCAAUGAUGUCAGUGUGUGUCUUCGAAAAAUUGCAUCAAAUGAAGGCGUCGAUUUAACAGACGAUGGAGUAAAAGCAAUUUAUCAGUUUGCAUCUGGGGAUAUGCGUAAAUCUAUCAACUUAUUACAGAGUACAUCUAUGUCUUCAAAAACUGUCGACGGACCUUCUGUCUAUGCUUGUGUUGCAUAUCCUUCACCGGCUGAGGUUCGAUCGCUAUUGGAUCAUGUACUGAAUGAACCGAUCAGUACUGCUUAUCACAAUAUUACAACAGUAAAAAAUUUGAAAGGAAUUGCAUUGCAAGAUAUAAUUACAGAAAUUCAUCCAUUGAUAAUGCGUACUGGAAGUUGGUUUGUUCUCUCCCACAAAAGGCUAUUGCUGAUGGUAUCCGGCCAAUGAAUGUUGAGAAUCUUGGCUAUAAUUAUUGGCGAAGAUUAAUCUAUCCCAAUGAAAAUCAUGUACAGUCAAGUAUUCCUAAUUGUUAUUACAAAAACGUUAACAAUUCUAGUUGACAGAACGUUUUACUCAUUACGGCUACAGAGUUAAGCUUCAAAUUUCUAUCGCCCGUUUGUUGAUAUUCACAACUGCAAUUGCUAUCAAUCUCUUAAAUCAUAUGCACAUCUUGGGCAGAUUUACUUGAUAUAGCAUUUAGUUACAAGCUUUAGUCUAUUUGCUAUUUGGUUAACAGACAUCUUGUCUUAGCUGAGACUCAUCAGUUGUAUGUACAUAUUCACAUCGAGACUGGAAUUGGGUACCUAUCUCUUCAAACGUCAAUGUGUUAUCACCUAACCUAUUCGGCAUUCCAUCCGAUUUCGUCAUUGAAGUUAUAUUGAUAUCAUGAACACUUAGUUUUUCUGACAAUAUCUAUUCGACAUUUCAUUGUAGUAGAAUUUCUGUUCACUUUUCAAUUAUUUUCUCAAUUGAUAUUUAGUUGAUUUGCCGGAUGCAAUACGCUGUGAUUUAUUAAUUGCGUUAUCCGAUAUAGAAAAUCGUAUGUCACAAGGAGCAUCAGAAAGAUUACAAUUGGGUGCAUUUGUUUCAGCAUUUACUCGAGCAAAAAUAGCACUAGAGUCCAAGAUUCCCUAAAAAAAGAGUUCUCUAUUUCAAUUAUGUUCUCAUGUUUAAUAAAUCAAUCUUUGCAAA